Molecule: messenger RNA, 4827 nt
Organism: Capronia epimyces CBS 606.96
Lineage: Eukaryota; Fungi; Ascomycota; Eurotiomycetes; Chaetothyriales; Herpotrichiellaceae
Exons: 1
Coding region: 1-4827 (1608 amino acids)
Source: RefSeq, a predicted model, not a curated record
AUGGACAAACAUAGCUCUUCACGCAGUGGUGCUGCUGAUGAGGCAAAGAUCCGGCCACCGCACGCCUCCACCAAGCCAUUGACCAAGCCGACUGCACCGAGACUCUCUACCAGCACCCGUCCUACUAUAGCCUCCUCUGCGGCCAAGUCCAUCGGCGGAGGUUCUUUGAGCAAACCCCCGGCACGCCCAACUUCUGCAACCACCACCGUCCGAAGACCCCCUAGCGCAACUGCGACUGCGACUCCUACAACAGCAGCACACCGUCCGAGACCAUCGGUGACCUCGGUGACCUCGGUGGACGAGCGGCCGUCGAGUGACGAGAAGAGCAAGGCUGGUAUAUCCGCGCGGCCCAAGAGGGCGUCGCUGGCACCGUCGACCAGUGCCGACCGCACAUCGACCUUGAGGAGUGUCGCCGCAACACCUGCCCGCCGUACGACCAUUGCCCCCUCCACUUCGACUCGGCAGAGCAUCGCGAGUCCAACUGGUGCCCGCAAAGUGCCCUCCACUCCGGGUAUCUCACGGACUACUUCUACUAGUACCGUCGCUCCUCGGUCGAGACCGUUAACCUCCUCCAUUUCAAGGAACGUCGGUGCCGUCGCACAAGCCGAGAAGAAGCGCCUGAGCACAAUCCCUGCCUCUCCCGCAGUCAAGACAGAUGGCGAGGAGCCAGAGGAGAACAAGGAGAAUGCAGCAGCGCACGGGGAAGAAGACGAAGAGCAGAAAGCUCCUGUGCGUCCUUCUUUGGGGUCAAGGCAGUCGACACGGUCCGUCUUGAUCGAACAGAAGAUCCGCGAGUUUGAGUUGGUAAACACAAUGCUCCAGGCUGCCAUGACUGCUGAUGGGGCAGAUGGCGAAGAAAAAGAGUCCAUCAACCAAGAAGCCUCGUCCAUAAUUGCAAAGCUAAAGUCGGACCUCGUCAAGGUGCGGGAGUUUGAGCGGGACAAUGGACGGUUGCCGACAGAGGCAGAGCUCGACGAAGCCGAGUCCGUCAAGGAAGACUCAGAAUCUAAAUCACCCGUUGAGGAGGACAGGGGUCUGGGUGCAAGCGCCGACGGUUCUGUUGUGACAGAGUUGCAGAAUGAGCUGACUCAAAGCAAGGCUUACGCCGAGGCCCUCCAGCGUGAAUUGAUCGACCUGAAGACCAAAGUCGAGGAAUCCAACCGGAGCGCAGAAGAAGAGGGCCGUCGUGUGCAAGAGGCUACCGAGACAGUCCGUGCCGAGCAUGUUGCGAAGAUUGAGGAGCUGACUUCACUCCACGCGGACAGAGUUCAGGAGUUGGAAGCCUCCCAUCAGAAAACGUUACAAGAGUUGCGCGACAGUCAGCAGUCCGGGGCUCAGUCGUUGGAGGAGACAAUUUCUCAACAUCUGGCGGUAAAAGAAUCCGAGGUUGCAAAACUUAGAUCUGAGUUGGACGAAGUGCGCAAUGCUGCUGCCGUGAGCAGCUCCUCGAAGGAGGCUGAAGUUGAGAAGCUGAUGGCCGAAUUGGAGGCGUUGCGUAUUGCCACCGCCAAAGACCAAGCGGCAAAGGAGGCUGAGAUUGAAACGCUCAAACUCAACCUGGAGUCAAAGAAGAUCGAAUCCGAGACGGCCAGCCAAGCUGCACCCUCCCCUAGCUCGUCCCCGGCCCCGGCUCCGGCUCAUGCCCAAGAGCUUGCCGAUGCUCAGCAGAAACUUGAAGCUGCUAAGGCUAGGCACCUGGCGGCGAAAGAUAACGCAAAGUCUAAGAUUGCUAGGUUACAAGAAGAGUUUGACCACAAGGUCACCGCGCUAGAGGAACAGCACAAAGAGCAGAUGGGGCAAGUCCAGGACAGACUGGGCCAAACGGAAAACGAGGUCUCCAAGAAGCAGAAAGAACUCGCUCAGCAGCAGGAGGAAUAUGCAAAGAUUUCCGAUGAGAUGGCACGCCAGAGUCAGGUCAUCCAAGUGCUGAAGAGCCAGGUCCUCGACUUCCAGCAGGCCAGUAAAGUUGAAAGUGAUGCGCAGACCGCUUUGAUAACCCAGCUUCAGGAAGAGCUCCAGGGGUUGGGACAGGAAAAGGCUGAUCAGGCGGCGGCCGCGGCUGCGGCUCUUGCAGCUGCUGAAAAGGCAUAUGCCGAAAAGAUUCAGGAGAUUGAAAAUCGGUUGAAUCGGGCGCAAGAGGAACUGAAGCAGGCCGAGGCUCUGCACGAGAAUAAGCUACAAGAAGCACUGCAAAAUUCGGCCGACAACCUGAAGGCAGCGAAGGUAGAGCUUGAAAGCUCCACAGCGUCACACGCCGACAGGGUCCAAGCCAUCGAAGCAGAGCUGCAAAAGGCCAAUGAGUCAGUCAUAGGAAAACAGGCCGAACAUGAGCAGGCACUGUCAGCAUUGCAGAAUCAGCUUGACGCCGCAAGACUUGCUCUUGAUGAAGCUGUCAAAAAACACGAAGCUGUAUUGAAGGAACAUGAAUCAACGCGCACGGCUGCGGAGGUGCGAACGGCUGAGUUGAAAUCCGCCCACGAGAAGGAGGUCGACCAACUCCGGGCUGAGUACCAAACGAAGCAGGAGGAAGAAAUCGCGGCCUUGAAAGAGAGCCACAUCCAGCAAAUUCAACAGCUCGAACAGAAAAUCCAUUCGUCUGAAAAGGAAGUGGCUGCGGCCAAGGAAAACCACGCCACCCAAAUCAAGCAAUUGGAGCAACAGAUGAAGGCGUCGCUGGCAGAUCUAGAGACGCUUGAAGCCGGACAUAUCGAAGAACUCAAUCAGGUGAAAGUAGAAGCUGAAGCAUUGCAGCAAAAGGCGGCCGAAGAGGCAGAGUUGAAGCAUACCGAGAGAGUGCGGCAGCUGGAGCACCAGCUCAACACCACUGAAGCGGAGCUGUCCAAGGCUCGAUCGACGCACGCCAAACAGCUUGAAGACCUCGACAGGCGGAAUGACCUGGAUCAAGCGAGUGCCCUGGCCGCUCUCAAGGAGUCUCAUUCCAGCAUCGUCAGCGAUCUCCAGGACCAAUUGAGAGCUGCACAGGAGGCGAUUGAAAAGGCCGAGACUGAGCAUGCAGACCGACUCAAGCAAUCGGAAGCACAGCUCACAUCUCGCCACACCGAAGAGCUCGACUUGCUUAGAGCAAGCCAUGCCCAAGAGCUCGAAAAGAUCGAGAGCAAAGCCAAACUGAAUGGUGAGCAAGCCCUGGAGGAAGCACGGUCACGUCUGCUCGAGGAGAACCGUCAACUAGAAGCGCAAUCGAAAUCGCUUCAGGGAGAUCUGGACGUGACGAGAUUCCAGAUUCAAAGCUUGAAAGGGAUCCUCCGCUCUAUGGAAGAAGAGAGCAAGGAAAAAGACCAAGAGCAUGCCGAUAGUAUUGAGAAGUUGGAACAAGAUCUGUCCAUGUCGGUUGUGAAAUUGGCCGAGCAAUCCAGCCGAAUGAUGCAUCUUCAAAUGACACACGAUCAAGCGUUGGCAGAGGCAAAGAAGGCUUGGGAGAGCGAGUCCCAACAAAACUUGGAGAGUCUGCGAGCCGAUCAUGACAAGGCGUUGGCGGAAUCGCGGAGGAAUCUGGAGAACGAGCAUCAGCAGUUGACGGAGAAGAUUCAAGAUGAACAUGCCAAAUCCGUCCAAGCGAGCCAGAGCAGCCACCAAUCUCAACAUGAUGAACUUCGGCAACAGCUGAAGCAAGACUAUGACAGCCAACUUGACGAGGUGUUGAAGACGUUGGAGAAUCAGUGGAAGGCCCAAGUAGACCUCCUCGAGGAUCAAAAUGCGGCCGCUAGCGCCCGCCUCGCACAAACUCUCAAAGACCACGAGGAGGCGCUGCAAGCCACCCGAUCGGAGCAUGACGCCACCAUCGCCAAACUGCAGUCUCAACUACAAGAAGCCCGCGGCGCAAUCGAGGACACGACCCAGCUGGAGGGGGUGCGAAGUCAACUGGUCGAGGUGCAAGCCCAGCUCGGGGACAUCAGCCAGAAACACGCCGAAGCGAUGAGCGUGAUCCAGGAUCGAGAGUCCACUUUGGCUGUGCUAAAAGAUGAGCUCGCAGCCACACAAACAGCAUUAGAGCAAAGACGGGACUCGGCAGAGGUGGAGGAGCUCAACAGCAAAUAUAUCGCGGCUCAAAAGGCUCUCGAAGAAUCGCGCGAAAAACAUGCUCAAGCGGUUCGCGAUAUUAAAGCUGGAUAUGACGCUAAACUCGAGAAACUGCUCACCGAGCUCAAUGUUGCAAAGGAAGCCGCUGAAGGUGCACAGGUGCCCUCGAGCGAUCAAACGGAGCUGGAAGCUGUCACUGCUCGUCUGGGCGAUGCAAAGAAGACCAUUGCCUCGCUACAGGCCGACUUAGAUGGGGCUAUGCUGGAAGUUGAAACGCAACGCAACCUGGCAGAGGAGUCUCAAAAGGAGGUGGAGCAACUCAAGCAGGUUCAGAAGCAGGCCGAGGUCAUCAGCCUCCCGAGUCCCAAGCCACGACGAAAGAGCCGGAGCCCAAGGCGAAAAUCGAUGAAUCCGUUAUCACCAGGACCAGGGGCUUCCAAACUAGGUCUUGAAUCUAGCAAGUGGGCCACCGAGGGGGACAAGGACAAGGAUGGCGUUUCGAGUGACGCUGGGAAAGGUGGUAACGAUGAGGCCAACCCGGCCGCCGAACCGAUACCGACACCGACACCAGACACUCCAGGCCGGCACCCUCACUCUGGCACGAUGGGCAAACGCAACGUCGCCGGACAGCUGGCCGGCAUUCAGGAACAGAUCAAACAAUUGGAUGAUCUAAGCGAGGACUUUCUGGAAGACCACCAGAAGAUGGCCAGCAUGUUGAAUCGAGUGGAUGAUGGCACCAGCACCAGUACCAGCACGAUCCAAGUCGAGGAGGACGCAUCUGAGGAGUGA